UUUAAUGAGAGGACAAAAAUUAUCAAUAUUUUACACACAUAUUACAAACUCUCAAAGCCCUCUCAUGGCUAUGGCUAUGUAAUUGUUCGUGCUCACAAAUAUGCCAUUUUCUACUUUCCAUGAGAGAUUUCAGUUGCAAAAUGGGUUUAAUGGAAGCUUUAAGUUUUCUAUGCAAAGCACAGUUCUGGAGAAUGGCUGUUUGUUGGACUCUAUCUCUCAUUCUAUCUUACUUGCAGUUGUUUUCCCAAAUCCAUUUCUCGCGUAAAUCCAAAUUACAUGAUCGUUGUUCAUCUAAAUCAUCAUCAUCAUCUAAUGCUGCUAUCGGAAAAUCAAUCUGCAUAAUUACAGGUGCCACAUCUGGUUUGGGUGCUGCUGUUUCCUAUGCCCUUGCUAAAGAAGGCUAUUGCGUUAUUCUUGCUGGAAGGUCAUUGCACUCAUUGUCAAAGGUUGUGUCUGAAAUCAAAGAACAGAUAGAUGAUGCUUGUGUAAAAGCUUUUCAGGUUGAUUUGUCAUCAUGCAAGUCAAUCUUGAGCUUCAAACACUCCCUUCAACAGUGGCUGUUGGACUCAGAUUUGCAUUGCUCUGUCCAGCUCUUAAUAAAUAAUGCUGGAAUCCUUGCGACGUCAUACAGAAUCACUAAAGAACAAUGUGAUCAGAUGGUUUCAACUAAUUAUAUUGGUCCAUUUUGUCUUACAAAACUUCUUUUGCCGCUUCUAGAACUGAGCCCUAUCCCUUCUCGUGUUGUUAAUGUUACAUCAUUCACGCAUCGAAAUGUGUCUAGCAUGGAGGUCACCAGAGAAACAAUAUCUGGGCAGUGGUUUUCAAAAUUAAGUUCCUAUCCAUUUGCUCAUGUAUAUGAGUACUCAAAAUUAUGCCUUCUGCUCUUCACAUAUGAGCUUCAUCGGCAAGUUGGUCUGGCGGAGAAAUCACAUAGUGUCUCUGUCAUUGCUGCAGACCCUGGAGUUGUGAAAACCAACAUUAUGCGAGAAAUUCCUUCAUCCCUCUCAUGGUUGGCUUUCUUCGUUUUGAAACUUUUGGGCCUUUUGCAGUCCCCCGAAGUAGGAAUUAGCUCUGUUCUAGAUGCAGUACAUGCGCCACCAGAAACCUCGGGAGUAUACUUCUUUGGAGGAAAUGGUAGAACUCUAAGAUCUUCUGGGCUUUCUUAUAACUCCAAACUCGCAAAGGAUCUCUGGGAUGCUUCAUCUCAAAUUUUCCUUGAGCGUCAGCUUACUUCCCAGGAUACAACUGACCAGAGACAAUUUUAGACCUGGUAAUGCUCCUCCAAGUAUGCAUGAAGCAUGAACUUAAGUUUUGAUUUAAGAAACUAUAAAUAUCUUUAUACAUUUUGGAAGAGGUUCUAGUUAGUAUCUUAAUUUGUAAGUUACUACUAUUAAAGUAAGGCUAGUAUUCAGCUAUUAUUAAUUUUAGUAUCAUAUAUAAAUGAAUAGUUUGCCAUGCACAUGAUUUGAUUUCCCCUUAAUAGUUUGAACUGUAAGGAGUAAAUUAGUCUUAAUGGAAACAAUAUUGAGUCCAUGCUCCAAA
Messenger RNA from Solanum lycopersicum (tomato), 1542 nucleotides. RefSeq lists its product as uncharacterized. Lineage: Eukaryota; Viridiplantae; Streptophyta; Magnoliopsida; Solanales; Solanaceae. The record is from RefSeq and is a predicted model, not a curated record.